UUGAACAAUGCAACUCAACUCCAUAUGGUAUCCUUAAAUUAAACUACAGAGGAGUUUCAUUCAAAUUAUUUGAAAAAUGUGCAACGUGUUUAGAGUAGUUUUUGUGCUUUAUUUGAGUUUUUCAGUUGCUGAAAUCUCAGAUAGAAGGUGCGAAACACUGGAAGACUGCGGCCUCGGCGAAUGUUGUGUAGGUGAAGAGUCGAGAAACACGUGCGAAUGCUCUUUCACCAAAGAUUUGUAUGAUGAAGAUGAAAACGGUGUUUGCACUAAGCUGAAAAUUCAUAGCUGUCAAAAUAAGUGCAACAAUAAUCCAUGCUAUCCAAUUUUUGGCUCUAUUGCUUGCAAUUGCACAGAAGACUAUCGAGGCAGUGACUGUUCAAAACGAUUAAACGACAAAAAUAAGCUUCGUUUCGAAGGAUUGGCCAUAGCAUACACAGCUGUAGCACGCGCACUCACUGACCGGCAUUUUCUUGUAUUUGUGGAUUCGUUCGCCACUGAUUUCGAAUUGAUAUUCGAGUUCGCAGAAGCAUCCUCAUUCACGUACACGCCUCGGCAUUUUGUUCGUUAUGAUUCGGCGAAAAAGGAAUGCCAUAGACUUAAAAUUUCUAAGGAAGCUUGCUCCUUGGUACCAGACAGGUCGAUGUUUGGGCUACGUCAUACGUAUGUAUUCGGCUAUGAGCAUCACCUUGCUCCUUCUCGCUUCCCCAAAGCUUUUGUCUAUAGUACUUUUCUUACACUGAAUAAUUUCAAAGAAUCACAAUUUGAGUCCACAUACAACAUGCUGAAUGCGAUGGAGAAGAAUGAAAUGCUAUGUUCAGCAACUGUUAAACUGGAAAAUUGUACCCCGAAUAUGGCCAAUAUAGUGAAAAAGCCAAGAGGUGCGCCUCUCACUAUCAAAGCAUCAAUCUAUUCCAGUUCAUAUUGCUUAGAACCCAGGAGUAUAAGUCAUGAGUGGAGACUCUACAAUGUACUCAGCACAGUGAACGUAAAAAUGGAAAAGCCUCCACUUGCCAUAAAUGCUGGCGGGUUGUUUUACAAGAUCGGCGCCUUCACAUAUCCAACUGGCUUAUACAGGCUGGAUAUUUGGCUGUCAUCAUUGCAAGUCGGAAAUACUACAAAAACUUACAAUAAUUUUGAACAUUGUUAUUUUGAAGUGAUUGAUAUGCCAAUAUUGGCUGACAUAAAAGGAGGCGCUUCAAGAAGCGUUUACAAAGGAUCAGAUCUGACACUUGACUCUUCGGCAACAUAUGAUGAUAAUUAUCCAAACCAAGGUCAUUUACGAUACUUGUGGUCGUGUGAUGCUGAUCAACCUGGAUGUAAAGAGCGGGAAGUAAAAGAUACGCUGUUUAGACCUGGCUUACAGAAAUUGGAAGGUACAAUCAUAUUCACAUUAAAGGCGAAGGAUCCUAUUUCGAAUAUAAUUUCUAAUCCAGUGGCACAGUCUAUCACUUUUGUUGAUAAUGACAUACCUGAGCUGGCAAUCGAGUGUUUGAAGAAUUGUGGUAAACUAGAUUACCCAGCUCAAGCAAAUGAGGCUAUUUAUUUGCAAGUAAUCGAUUUGAAGCAUGGUCAAGUCAGAGAUUUGGAUAUUACUUGGAAGUGUUUCAAUCAAACAGGAAGGCCAGUUGUUAACUUUACACAAAUGUUAGAGAAGGGCCACGAUAAAUACCAGCUGGUUGUCAAUCCAAAUACACUGUCGAAAGGGAAAACUUAUCAUUUUAUAGCUGAAGGAGGAGGAAAUGGUGCUGGUAGAGCGUCAUACGAUGUAACAUUUAGCGAUGUGCUGAAAACUGGUGAUUGUAACUUUGAACCAACUUCUGGAGACAAAAUGAAAACUCGAUUCAAAAUAGAAUGCAAUGGUUUCUCCGCUACAUCAAUUCACAAGGGAAUACACUCUUCCAAAUUGCAAUUGAGAUACGAGUUCUUCAAUACAUUGAAGAAAUAUAAUAUAAACCUGAGUAUGGGCACAUAUUUAGUAGGUUCUAUCUCGGACGUUCUUCUCAUAAGUGAUAAUGUUUUUGUCUUGGUGUGUGACACAUUUCGAAACUGUGAGAAGAAGGAAUUGAGAGUCAAGAUCAACUAUAUCGAUCUGUCUUCCGAGGUUCUGGAGGAAUUCGUUGAAAAGUUUGACACCUUCAUAGGAAAAGGACGAUAUUCAGAGUUAUUGAUAAAGAUAGCUGCUGUUGUUCAAAGCUUCGAAAAAAUUGCAGAUAAAGAAUCUGUAUCAGUGAAGCUUCUGUCUGCACUAUCCAAGAUUCCUACCAAUGAGUAUACACAAGUGGAGCAGACGUGUACAUAUAUCCGCUUUGUAUUGAUAAGACUGUAUGAGACAUUCGGCUCUUAUAUCCCAGCUGACGUGAUAUAUAUGGCUUCUAAACUCAUCAAUAGAAUAAGCUACUCACUUUUGUACAACAUUGAGAUUCUCUCAUAUUCCUACUACGAUAAUUAUCGUAAAGAUUUCCUCCCUACAGCAGAGAAUUUGAUUUCUUCCAUAGAAACAACGUUUUCAUCAAAAAAUAAAUUAGUGGAGACCCAAGAUGUUGAACACCCCUCAUAUGCUGAAACUCUCUACAAGUAUCGUCGAGCAACAAAAUAUAGUUUUUCAUCUCUGGAUCUGAUAAGUUCAUCUGUGGUCAAAGGACUUCUACAGGGCCAACAACAUAUAACAUCUGAAUAUGGCCGAGUUUCAUGUUGGUUUAAGGUCGAUACCUUGUUGAAAAUGACGGAUCCUAUUCCACGUGAAGGUGAUUCCCAUGUGCAAUUAUCCAAAGAACUUGCAACGAAUCUAUCCAGUCCGUUUGAUUCUUUCAGUGUUAGUGUUCAUUCGCAGAUUUGGAACCGAAGUUGCGCCAUCAUCUGGAUGUUCACUUGGUGAUGAAAAAGAAUGAAAGAACGCUUAUAAAAGGAUCAACAUCUCUUCCUCUUGCCUCGAUCAGUGAUGAAAUGAAAGACAAAUCAGUAUCCGUGCACCGACUAGACAUCCCAACUCUGGAAGGCCAAUUCCAUAUCAAAUUU
Nilaparvata lugens (brown planthopper) is the source of this 3015-nucleotide messenger RNA. RefSeq lists its product as uncharacterized. The coding region runs from base 77 to 2875 and encodes 932 amino acids. The record is from RefSeq and is a predicted model, not a curated record. NCBI's taxonomy places the organism in Eukaryota, Metazoa, Arthropoda, Insecta, Hemiptera, Delphacidae. The transcript is spliced from 17 exons.